This is a messenger RNA of Colletotrichum costaricense, 1812 nucleotides long. RefSeq lists its product as uncharacterized. The record is from RefSeq and is a predicted model, not a curated record. Lineage: Eukaryota; Fungi; Ascomycota; Sordariomycetes; Glomerellales; Glomerellaceae. Gene Ontology annotation, cellular component: perinuclear region of cytoplasm. Gene Ontology annotation, biological process: intracellular calcium ion homeostasis. The transcript has 2 exons. Bases 1 to 1812 code for a protein of 603 amino acids.
AUGGCGAACCCUGAGCUAGCGAUAGCCAAGGCCUCCUUCAGCGCCAUCCUCUUCCGCAAAGAACCCGUCUCGCUCACCAGGCCCGAGAUCGAGAGCUUUCACACCCUCCUCCACGACGCGAUACACCAGUGCUCGCCGGCCAACGUUCAGAAAUGCAAGCGCUGGAUCCUCAAGAACCUGGUCCCCUCGCCGGCGCGCGUCAGCGCCGUCGGCAAAUACCUGGCCGCCCUCUCCAAUUCGUUUCCCGAUGAUGGCAAGACGAAGCCCUCGACGCGAAGGAAGCGUCUGCACAUUCUCUACCUCAUCAACGACGUUCUCUACCACGUCGCCGUGCGCGAUCGGGAUGCGCGCUUCGCGACCGCCCUAGAGGCCAGCCUGACGCCCCUACUCUACGGCGCCGCCAAGUUUCCAAACUGCCCCAAACAGGCAAAGAAGCUCGAGGAUCUGCUGACCCUGUGGGAAAAGCAAAAGUACUUUUCGACGACCGUCAUCGACGACCUCCGCGAGACCAUCAAAGAAGCUCCCCACGGCGGCAAGGUAGCAAAGGGAGAACAGGGCCAGACGGGGUCGAAUCUCGGCUCGAAGCCCGCCAAAGACGCGCCCUACAUGAUUCCCUCGAUCCAUGGCGACCCCAACACGCCCUGGUUCGACCUCCCAGCCGCGAAUUGGCUGCCGCAUCUCACGCCCAACUCGACAAAGGCCAUGAACCCAGACAUGAUCAAGCCGCUGCAGCUCGCCCCAGGACCCGCGGACAAGGCCCUCGCCAAGGCGGUAAAGGACUUGCUCGCGGACGUCGAAAGGCUCUACAACCCAGGCGUGGUCCCGCGAGAUGAUCAGCAGCAGCAGCAGCACACAGGCCUCAGCGAGAUGGGUGAGCGGAUCGUUCUCGACGAGAUCACGGGCGAGGUCGUCGACGGGGAGACGUACUACGGGUGGUCCCGCAGGUUCUGCGAGAAGAUGAAGCAGCGGAGGAAGAAGACGAAAGGGGGGCCGACCGAUCGCGGCCGUGGGCGGUCCGACUCCAGGAGCCGUUCUCGAAGCUCCUCCCGUAGCAGAUCCAGCAGGAGCGACUCUCCGCCGGCCUUUAAACGACGCAGAGUAUCGCCGGACUCGCGGACGCCUAGCCGUAGUCGCAGUCGGAGCCGGGAUCGUCGGCGCAGCCCUGCGCGUGGCAACCGCUACGAUUCGAGAGAUUACAGCAGGUCGAGGUCAAGAUCUAGGUCGAGGUCGCGUGCUCGGUACAGAUCAAGAUCAACGUCGCGCGAUCGUGGCCCAGCAAGAGACCGAGAUAGAGAUAGGGGCCGUGGCAAUGCCAGCAGGUCACCACUGCCACCAUCCGACCGCAAUCGCCACCACAACCCCCCAGACUUUGGGACGGAAAGUCACACCGCCGGCUGGGGACAGCAACAGCAGCCGCCGCCGCCGCCCCCUCCCUCAAGCUACAACUCCUCACAAGUCCAAGCCUUCCCGCCGUACCCCCCGCCACUAUCACAGGCGGCAGGCGGGUUCGGCCACUUCCCUCCGCCGCCACCGCCUCCGCAAGGCUAUCAGGGCCAAUGGCCGCCGCCGCCGCCACCACCACCGCCUCACCUGGGCGGCCCCCCUCCUUCACACGGCUGGGCUCCUCCGCCGCCGGGCCCAGGGGUUCCGCCACCCCACAUGGGCGGCGGCGGGUGGGCAGCUCCUCCUCCUCCUCCACAGCAGCAGCAGCAGUAUAAUAAUUAUCAGCAGUACGGACGAGGCAAUGGCGGCGGGUACCGUGGACGCGGGAGACGAGGCGGAGGCUCUGAUCGCGGCAGAGGCGGGUGGUGA